Molecule: messenger RNA, 565 nt
Organism: Chrysoperla carnea
Lineage: Eukaryota; Metazoa; Arthropoda; Insecta; Neuroptera; Chrysopidae
Product: zinc finger protein 454-like
Exons: 2
Coding region: 1-525 (174 amino acids)
Source: RefSeq, a predicted model, not a curated record
AUGUUUGCAAUCAAUCAUUUAACGUUCAAUCCAAUUUGGUUAAACAUAAACUUAUUCACGUUGCAUUUGCUUAUCGAAGCAGCUUUAAGCAAAUAUAAAAUAAUUCACACUGGAGUGAGACGUUUUUUGUGUGAUAUUUGCGAUAGACCUUUUAAAACGAAAAAAGAUUUAGUUCAACAUGAACGACUCCAUAGUGGUGAAAAACCAUUUGUAUGUAAUGUUUGUAAUAAAGCAUUUGCACAACACAGCAGCUUCUACAGACAUAAAAAAGUUCAUAAUAAGAUACUUUGUGAUAUUUGUGGUAAAAUAUUUAAGUGUGAACAGGAUUUAAAUAAACAUGAACGGAUACAUGGUGAAAAUCCAUUUUCUUGUGAAAUUUGUAAUAAAUCAUUUAAAAAUCAAAGAAAUUUAACAAAUCACAAACGAUAUAUUCAUAGAACAAAAUUAUUUUCAUGUGAUGUUUGUAAAAAAUUAUUUUCCAUACAUAGUCAAUUAGUUCGACAUAAACAGAUUCCAGUAAAAUAAAAACGUUCUCUUGUGAUGUGAUUUAAUUAAACAUAAACGA